Onthophagus taurus is the source of this 1012-nucleotide messenger RNA. The record is from RefSeq and is a predicted model, not a curated record. Lineage: Eukaryota; Metazoa; Arthropoda; Insecta; Coleoptera; Scarabaeidae.
AAAUAAAUUUCCGUUAUAAAUCUAACCUAAGUAUAUAAAAUCUCGUUUUUAAUUCCGUGGAGACAAAACGAUGGCUGAGAAACCAGAGAAGAGAAGUUCUUUAUUAAACGCAGAAUUUCAAAGCUUUUAUGAUUUAAGAAAAGAUCUUCCAUUGGGAUACAGCGAUAACAUUAUUGCAGAGUUGGCAGAAUGGGAGAAUAAGAUUGUUGCAAUUCGUAAUGAAUAUAGAGAAUUAGAAGAAACCAUCAAGAAAACCAACACAACUCAAGAAGUGAAAUUAAGCGAGGAAUUCGCAGAGUUUACCGCUAAACAUUUUAAAACACUUUAUGAUUCCUGCGAUGUCAUCAGGUGUUAUAUUGCAGAAUUAAGAUUUGAUAAAGAGUAUGAAGACUACAGGAGGAAAAAUAUCAAGAGAAGACUGAAUCGAUUUGAAGAACUUGUGUUUGAAAAGUUUCAAAAUGAUAAAAAAGAUGAUAACUCAUAGAGAUCACAAAAUCGGUAACUGUAAAUAUAAAUAAUAAUGUUCUAUGAUGUGCCAUCAUCAAUAUUUCAAUAAUUAUUUAAAAUUAACAACUCACACCUAAGAUUUUACUGCUUUAUAUAGGCAACCAAUAAUACACGCAAAAAUUCGUUUUUAAUAAGAAUAUAAAUAUUUAAUUAGAAGAGCUUUCCGCUAAACAUUUUAAAACACUUUAUGAUUCCUCGCUUAAUUCGGCUUCUUGAUUUGUGUUCCUUUUUUUGGUAAUUUCUUCUUUAAAUUCCUUGUAUUCAUUACAAAUUGCAAUAACCUUAUUAUCCCAUUCUGUCAUUAUCGCUGUAACCCAGCGGAUGAUCUUUUCUUAGAUCAUAAAAGGUUUGAAAUUCUGUAAUCAAAAAAGAAGUAAAUAAAUCGAAAUGGAUUUAUAAUAACGAUUAUAAUAAUAAAAAUAGUCUGCAUGUCAUAAUAAUUAUUGCGUGUAUUAUUGGUUGCCUACCUGAAUAUUAUUUAUACAAAAUAGGUUAUGUUAUGAGU